GGUUCUUCUCUGUUUCCUUUCUCUUCCUUCUUUGCUUCUCCUUAGCAGAGAAGGGAGGAGAAGAGAAGCGACCCAUUUGCAAUACCUUUAUGUUUGUGAUCUUUUGUUCUGCUCUGGUGAAUUAGAGAUCGUUCUUGUUCAAGUCAAGAUGAUGGUUGCAAACAGUUUUGAUUUAUGGCAGAAAGACGUUUUCUUUUCUGCAGCCGAGGAGGUUCAGGAAUCUGCUGAUAUAAUGGAAUCAGCAUACAGGAUGUGGGUAAAAGAAAGAAAACAAGGGCUGACUACAACAGAUUCUGCUGAACGCUGUAGAGAGCUUCAAGCUGCAUUAGGUACUGCAAAAUGGCAGUUGGAAGAGUUUGAGAGGGGUACACGGUUGAGCCAUGGACAUCAGUACGAUGAUAUUACAGCAGCUAGGCACAAGCAGUUUAUUGCAGCAAUUGAGCACCAGAUUUCUCGUGUGGAAGCUGCAUUGGAGGAAGCUUUUAUUGAGGAGGGAAAGCAACCUUUUCGUUGGGUAAAUUUGGAUGAAGAAGAACGGGAUGAUCUAGCAAUGUUUCUCUCCGGAACAUCCCCAAGCUUCCAACCUUCUGCAAAAGGCACUCAUUUGGAGAGUUGUCACAAGGGAAAGGAUGCAGAUUAUGACACUAGUGCUGUCUGUAAUGGAGAUAUUUUGGAAAUGGAAAAUUAUAUUGGUGCUGACUGUAUCAUAGAAGUAAAAGAUGAGGGAAGUUCUAUAAGGAUUGAUAAUAUAUCCUGUCAAUUAGAAAAAGCAACUGGUACAAGGAGAAUAUGGAGUUCACCAAAUUUUGAUUCUUUGAAGAUUGUAAUUGAUGAUAAAUAUGAAGAUAGGGAUGAAGUGACAGAAGGUAUUGAGGGCACACCUAAAGGAAAAUGUUCAAAGCCUUUCUUUUGGAAACAAAGAUGUCGAGAACAUUCUCAGACCAAGGGGGCACUCAAUUUAUUAAAUCAGGUGAGGUUAUUAUCUGGAUUGAGAAAUCAGGUCAAUUUAUAUCAUCCAAGGGCCUUUGCCUUCUAGUCUUCUUGAUAGAGAUGCAAUAGCAAGGGCUAUUUAAACAGGAAGAAGGGUGCAUGGUUUACAUCUUUUAUGCUCACUACUUGUGUUACGACUGUGCUGUGUUUCUUUUAUGAUGAUGUGUGUUGACCUUCUACAGACAUUUGGCCAUGUUGGUGGGUCGCAAAGACAAUUACAAAGUCCAGUGCAUCUGCAGUUGAGGUGUUCCCUUCAAUUUACACUUGCUUUGAUGAUAGCUAUUUUUUUAAUUGUGCCUUUUGUGAUUCAUUUAAGUUGAGAGCAAGGAAUUGCUAACUGUAGUGGGUGAAAAAAAGAGGCAUGUGAGCCUUUUUGCACGGACCAGGAAUCCCUCUCCAACUGCAAUGCUUAUGAUUCCAAACUUCGUCUCUUCAGUAUCUUGGAGGAGGCAAGACUGACUGUUAGAUCCACAGGGAGCUAGCUUGCAACAGAAGUUCGGGGUCAUUAUAGCUUUCCUUUUCCACACAAGGUGGAAACUGUAAAUUGCAUUCUUACAUUGUAAGACAUAUGUUGCUAGAAUGUUUGGUUGUAUAGACAAUCCUAGGCAUCAAACAAGUAAAUAUGUCCGACUCGACAAGGAUUGUACUGCACCAACAGGGUCAUGGACCUGGCCUGCCAUUUGUAAAGAGGUCUGACCUUGCUUCUGCAAUAACAUUGAAUAGCUUGUUUUCAAUUA
Molecule: messenger RNA, 1727 nt
Organism: Rubroshorea leprosula
Lineage: Eukaryota; Viridiplantae; Streptophyta; Magnoliopsida; Malvales; Dipterocarpaceae
Source: the annotation of a GenBank genome assembly